Soboliphyme baturini is the source of this 261-nucleotide messenger RNA. The record is from the annotation of a GenBank genome assembly. Lineage: Eukaryota; Metazoa; Nematoda; Enoplea; Dioctophymatida; Soboliphymatidae.
AUGUCUGAUUACGUUCGUCUUGAGGCGGGAAGCGAGGUGCUUGACUUGUUAGGACUGCGGUCCUUCAAAGCCGCGCACAUCGCCAACGUGUCGCGGGCGGCGCCAUCGGAGGGCGACUCUGCGCGACGUGACAUGUUUUAUCAUCCGGCAGCAUUUGUCAUCGAUAAAUCGGAGUUAAUCUGCCUUCAGCUAUGUGCCUUAUUGCAGGGCGACGAAUGCUGCGCAGAGUCAGUGCGAAGCGAAACCGCUUGCCGACUGUGA